AUGCCGGUGGUGGACGUAGAUAUUGUUACAAUCCCCGACAUGAUCGAGGCGCAGUUGACGCUGAGCUACAGCCGCCUUACACACCUCGUGCGUCUCAUCGUUGAUCAAGGCAACGGUCACGAUGUGGACAUCGACAAGAUGAGCAGCCGCAUAGAUGCGCUGACGAGGGAGAACGAGGAGCUGCGGGUCCUUGUGGGGACCCUCGUGGAUAAGUCGCACGAGAGUUGGGUUCGAAAGGAGUUGGAGAACUUGCGUGAAGAGGUUGCGCACGUGUCGAACGCCUGCGCGGAGAGCUCCAAGAAGCUGGCUUCCGUAACGGAGGAGUUUCAGUGGUGCUUCGACGAGAUGGAGAAACGGCUCAAGGUGGAGGCCGCCACGCGCACAAGUGAUAUGGAUCAGAUCCACUUGUCCGUCAGUGAAGUGCGGGACGUCGUGCGGGACAUGGGAGACACGCUGAAGCAUCUUCGAAACUUUGUAGAUGUAUGGGAGAGUAAACCCGAGACGACGGAGUCACUAACAACGCGUGACGCAGCAGGUGCCCUCCAACACCCCACCGAGGAGCGCGUAGGGUAUUUGAGUUCCCUGCCUGUCUUCACCAAAGUGUUUGAUGAGAUGGAUGUGCUUCGUCAAAUGCUUCAACAGCAGGCUGCUGAUAGCCUCUCGGCAAAGAAUGUUGCAGGGGCAAUUCGGCGCCUUAGUGCUGCUGAGAUUGCCGCCUCAGGUGGAUCUGACUCAAAUAAAGUUGACCGCGACACCAUCAACGGCUUGCGGGAGUCCCUUGGGUCUGUGCUGCAACGUCUAAAUAAACUUGAGAGCAGACCACCGCCCGCGUUUGGGCAGGCACAACUGCAGCAGCAACAACCACCUGCAACCCCGUCAGUGGAACUGGAAGAUAUUAUUAAAUUUGAGAAGCGGUUGCAACAUGUGGAGAAUGGUUUACGCAGCCUUUCCUUCCAGUUAUCUGAUGGAGGAGGUCUGGAUAAGGCCCAUCUAACGGGCUCUGAUGGGCGUUUGCGAUCCCCAGAGAGUGGGGGUGAGACCCUCUCAUUACAACGGCUGCCGCGGAGGGAGGGGGAAAUUCCUAUGCCUGAUACAUCCGGGCAGCAGUUCUUUAGGCCUCAGUCACAGUCACAGUCACAGUCACAGCGCCCGGCAUCGGCUUCUCUCGGGCGACGUGCACCAGCGCCUGGAGGAAGAGAAGGAAAUCCUGAUCUCACAGGGGAUGGCUUGGCACUGCCGUACCUUACCACACUUCCGUCGAAUGGGAGGAAUGAGCCGUCGUAUCCGCAAGCGCCGCAGAAGGCUCGAGCUGGAGCGCCCAGCAGUGGGGAAUUUACUGUGCAGCCGUUGGAGUUAGCUGCGGGCGACGCUCUUGCUGUGACUCCGUUCCAAGUAUCGACGCAAGCACAGGCAAUGGGCUAUGAUGAUGAAAUCCAGCGUCGUAUUGCGCGGCUGGAGGAGGGUUCAACUGCGCUGGAGAGGAAAAAGGCCGACCGCCAGGAGUUGGCGCAGCUUGGGGACGUCUUGCAGCAGCUCCUUGAAAAUCCGGCACUGCUGCAAGUAUACCCCCACUUACAAGCCUUAAUACCUCGUCGUCCAAUGUCGCAGCAAGAAUCUCGUGGAACACACUUUAUGGAGUCCGCGUACUGCGCCAAUUCGGCGACGGUGCCCGGGAGCGCCAUGCCUGGACGUCCCGUGUUCAUUGGGGGAAAGGCGCACACCUUACGCGACAACACAGGUGCCAUGACGUCGGCCACCCUAUCUACUUCGCAUCUCGUGUAA
Messenger RNA from Trypanosoma rangeli, 1782 nucleotides. RefSeq lists its product as uncharacterized. The transcript has a single exon. Bases 1 to 1782 code for a protein of 593 amino acids. The record is from RefSeq and is a predicted model, not a curated record. NCBI's taxonomy places the organism in Eukaryota, Euglenozoa, Kinetoplastea, Trypanosomatida, Trypanosomatidae.